AUGCUUCCGAAUAUACCAGGAAAAAAAUCUAAUUAUUCAUUGUGUUACCGAUGUUUUACAUUAUUCCACAACAUCAUUUUGAAAUUAAGUGGAUUAUCUCCGUGGACAUUGAAUACGUCCCAACUAUUUAGAAAAAAUUGUGCGUUUGAUAACAGAAGUUUGUCCACCACUUCACAUAUUGGAUCCUUCUAUAACAUGUUAAUAAUAAUAAUAAUAUUGGUGUUAAAUUACUAUAGUUUUUUUGAUAAGAUAUAUUCCAGCUAUUUUUAUCAGACCAAAGUUGGAAUAAUGACGAUGGCGAUUAUGUUCGCAUCAAAUCUGUGCGCAGUUCUGAUUCUUUUAUUGUAUAUAAUUAGGCAAAAAAUUUUAGUGAGAGUCCUUAAUCGUAUUAUGUAUUUAGACAAAAGACUAAAUGUUAGAGAGCAUGAAAUGAAACAUACUGUUUAUUACAUACUAUUUUUUGUAAAUCUUGUUAUCUUUACGGUCAACCAUUUUUUGUUGCUCCUACAGUUCCCGACAUUCAUAGCAGUACUUAUUCGCUAUUUGCCUGGCAUGAUUGUUGUUGGAGUGAUUUUACAGUACUCAUUGAUACUAAGCAUGAUUAAUAAACGAUUCAGAGUCAUUCAAUCAACAAUCUUGAACUUCGAAAAAUUAAAAUGGAAUAUGCUUGGAGCAGAAGUGUUAGUUUCGCAUCAAACAGCUAUGAAUAAUAUUGAUAAUCUAAAAUCUACAUACUACGCAUUGUUUGAGAUAUGUCAAGACAUAGAAAAUUUUUACGGACUACCGAUUUUAUUUUCGAUUUUAGCAAUUGCUAUGAGAGCUGUUUUCAUGGUAUACUUUAUGAUAUCUGAAAUUAUGGGCGGGCUCAAAGGGGGUGUCACAAUGUUCUAUUACGGAAUAUCUAUACUUCAGCAUAGUUUUCUCCUGAUUAUACUGACCUCUACUGUAAAUAAAAUAAUUAUUCAGGUACAUAAGACAAAUGAGAAAACAGCUCGAAUCAUUCUUUUGGUUGUGGACAAAUGUACGAAUCAGAGAACUGAUGACAAAGUAAGUAGGACUACUGAUCUUCUUUGUUUGAAAAUAAAAGUCACAAGUUGUGAUUUAUUACCAUUAGAUCGCACGCUCCUUAUGCUUAUUUCUGGUUCUAUUUCAUCAUACCUUAUUAUUACAAUUGCAUUUUAA
Messenger RNA from Cotesia congregata, 1182 nucleotides. The record is from the annotation of a GenBank genome assembly. NCBI's taxonomy places the organism in Eukaryota, Metazoa, Arthropoda, Insecta, Hymenoptera, Braconidae.